This is a messenger RNA of Saccharomyces mikatae IFO 1815, 414 nucleotides long. RefSeq lists its product as uncharacterized. NCBI's taxonomy places the organism in Eukaryota, Fungi, Ascomycota, Saccharomycetes, Saccharomycetales, Saccharomycetaceae. Bases 1 to 414 code for a protein of 137 amino acids. The transcript has a single exon. The record is from RefSeq and is a predicted model, not a curated record.
AUGGUUGAACCCGAUUUCAUCGAGGCACCCUUAUCAAACAUAGACAAUAGUAUUCUAUCUGGGAUACGGUUCGAUUAUAGGGACUUUGAAAAAGAUAUAGGAAAUCGGACAGAGUACGAAGUGACUGUGGGGCCAGGUUACCGCAUCAAGUACGCGUCAGGUGAAGGUUUUACUGUUUCUCACCCAGACGUCAAUGGCCUGGUUGCGGUUGAUGAUGCGCUAGCUGCUUACAGGUGCAAAUUCAACAGCGAUUGUACCACAUACUUGUCACAUAUCAGCCCAAAUUACCUAGUGAAGUUUUCCAAUUUGGGAUCAAGUGUUGUACGGAUGUUCCCUGGGCCUGAUAGCAAGCCUACCAGGCCAUCUCUGUUUGACUUGGACAAUAACUUGAGUGAGCAUGGGCAGCAUGACUAA